UUUCAAAUCAUCAAGCACAAAGCUGCCAUGAGUUUUUUAAAUGCAAGUUUUGCCCAGAAUAUGUCUAUUGUUCGUCCAGAAUAUUUUUUCAUCACUGGACUUGAAGGUAUACCAUACAGGAGUUAUUACUAUAUAUUUUUGUGUGUCACAUAUUUUAUUGCUGUAAUUGGGAACUCUGCAGUCCUCCUCAUUAUUGCUCUGGAACGAAGUUUGCACAGUCCAAAAUACAUUAGUGUGUUUAACUUGGCCUUGGCUGACCUUGGUGAAACUAAUGCUUGGAUUCCUAACACAAUGAAGAUUUUUUUUUCUGACUCACAGUACAUGUCCUACAAUGCUUGCUUGGCUAACAUGUUUUUUGUGAACCUCUUUGUUACUCUGCAAAGUGCCACUCUUGUUGUUCUGGCAUUUGAUCGCUACAUUGCAAUUUGUUUGCCAUUAAGGUAUCAUGCCAUAGUGAAUAAUACUUUCAUGUCUUUAGUGUUUGUAAUAAUAUGGGCAUUUAACACUUCUCUGGUGGCCCUGGCAGCGUCUUUGAUGACACAACUUUCAUUCUGUAAAUCUAAUGUGGUAGAGAGUUAUUAUUGUGAUUAUGGAGCAGUGUUGGGGAUGGCAUGCAAUGACAACAGCAUUAAUAUGUUCUUAACAAACCUCAUCGUAUUUUUGUUCCUUGUAUCACCAUUGUUCAUUAUAGUCCUGUCAUAUAUGGGCAUUGUUUUUGCCUUAAGUAAAAUUACAACUUGGGAAGCACGUUUAAAAGCACUAAAGACAUGCGUAUCUCACCUUUUGCUGGUCGUCUCUUUCUUUCUUCCUGUCAUAUGCAUUUUUAUUGCUUCAUUAGUUACUUCUCUCACCCCCAAUGCCAGAGUCAUCAGUGGAUCUCUUUCAUUGUCUCUUCCACCAAUGUUAAAUCCCAUUAUUUAUGUUUUAAACACAGCUGAAAUCAGAGUCUUAAUUCAAAAACUGCUUAAAAACAGAAUUUUGCCAAUUAGAAAGAACUUUUCAAAACGAUGUUUCCUGUCUGUACGUGAUUAUGUGCUUUUCUUCUAUACCUUCGAUGCCUUUAUUGAGUGGGUGCUGGUGUGCUGUGAAUUGCCGCUGACAGUGGAUAUCACGGAUGACAACACCAGCCCAACUUCUAAACCACAGCCCAGCCAAACUCCACCCCAAUGUGUGGAGCUACAGCCAGAACCCACCACAGACGGACAGCCAGCAACUACUGUGACUGACGAGCCAUCGCUGAAAGGAGUGACAGAGCUGUGGAUCACGAGAUGUAUGAUCAGGUGCAUGAGCCGACAACGAAGUCUGCUGCUGAAAGUAUCACAGUAG
Molecule: messenger RNA, 1326 nt
Organism: Carassius gibelio (silver crucian carp)
Lineage: Eukaryota; Metazoa; Chordata; Actinopteri; Cypriniformes; Cyprinidae
Product: olfactory receptor 52E4-like
Exons: 2
Coding region: 28-1326 (432 amino acids)
Biological process (GO): G protein-coupled receptor signaling pathway
Cellular component (GO): membrane
Molecular function (GO): olfactory receptor activity; G protein-coupled receptor activity
Source: RefSeq, a predicted model, not a curated record